UUCGGUCGCCCGCUUCCAAGGAACCCUUAUGUGUAUACUUAAAAAUAGCUCUAUUAUAGUUCCGAGUAUGUGGUAAAAACAAGGGGCUCAACUCACCACCAGCCGAGCUCUCAAAAUUGGAAUGCCAUGGUGAGCAGCCCUCUUGGUCUGCCAAAAAGGGACAGCUUAGUUCAAAACGCCUCCGUUGUCAAUCAUGGAUUUCGUGUCCAGUCUCUUGGAGAAAUUGGACAAUCCGCAGCGGUCCUUGAAUCUCUUGCAUCUGGUCAUUCAAAACUGGAUCGUGUUCCAGCGGAACACGUUCGAUUACUUUGACGAAGAUGGUGAUCCUUACCUCAGCCAGAUCUUCUUCAUUGACGUGUCCACGGGGCGUUACGUCCACCGGGCUCAAGGCCACAAAGUGGAUGUGGGCACCACCCUCGAUGUGAACUUCUUGGAGACCAAACUGACCGAGGCGUUUUAUGGCACCAAAGCCUGUGUGGGAUUUCCUAUCUUAGAUCACGUAGACACCAAUGGAACAUCGAAAUUGGUGGAUUAUCCUUGCAAAAGACAAGUGUCCACUAGUUGCCAGUAUUUUUUCCAGAACCCCGCUUUCAAACUUGAAGCAGGGGACAGUCGAGAGCAAUGUUUGUCGGCCUGUCCGCCUUGUUUGACCGCUUGGCAGGAGAUUACCAGUAAUCCAACUCAACCAGUCCAAGAAUCUUCCCAAGGUGGACAAGUGGAGUCGGUGAAAAAUGAAGAGGUGGAUGAGGAUCCUGGCUAUUUUCUGGACUUGGAUGCGGCUAGCUUGCUCAAAGAGUCCGAUGAUGAGUCUCUCCUUCCGUCAGAUGAUGAUAUUUGGGAGCCCAAGAGUCCCGAGACGACGUCCCUCGCAACUGAUAUCAAGCAACGACCCGCCGCCAAAAGAAGAAGAAAACGGCAUCGCGAAAUCAAAGAGGAAUCGGAUGAGUUACCCGAAGACGGCAAGACCUUCAAGUGCAAGCAUUGUCCGGAGGUGUUCACCUCUCGGCAAGCCCAUGUGAGUCAUAUGAGAAAGCGAAAGAAGGUGAAGCGAAGUAAACGUCAAGUGGGUUGUCCGGAGUGCAAAGAUGCCAAAGACAUUUACACGUUCAAGCAAUUGGUUGAACACGCCAUGGUCAAGCAUCCCGAGAGUGUGUAUGAGUACGAGAAGUAUCUUCAAAAUCCCGAAGAAGAGCGGAGGAUGCUCGAGCCGAUGACGUGUUUCAAAUGCGACGGCAUUGCCAACGGCAGUUUGAUGGUCUUCCGACAUAAAGAGAUUUACCACGAUCUGGGUGAUUACAGAUGCGACGAGUGUCAAGAACCGUGUCUCACUUUCUACGAUCUAAUGAUUCACAACUUCAAGUGCCAUUCGAAGCCCACGGAGCACAUACAACCCAAUGCCGCCGGAUUGGACACCGUCAUCCACAUGGACGGCAAGGUUGAAGUGAAACGAACCAAAGUGAUGUGUCCGCUAUGCCUCACUGUUUACAAACGCGAUUGCGGCUUGUUCAACCAUUUACGGACUAAGCACGAAUGGGGCAGGUUUUCAUGCGAGGCCUGUGAGGAGACGUGCCAUUAUUCCAAAGACAUCUCGUCUCACAUGAUCAACUUCCAUGGCCACGAUCCUGAAGUCAAGUGUCCCAAUUGCAACAAAAUGUUCAGUUUGAAAUUUGAUCCCGAUAACUUCCGCAACCAUUACAAAGAGUGCCGUGUGUACGAUUACCAAAAGAGAGCAAUACGGUCCAAGCAGAAAUCCGGCCCCUUGCAAUGCCAUUACUGUGGGAAAAAAUACUCAGUUAAACAAACCUUGGAUGCCCACAUCAAGAUGCAUCAGGGGAUCAUACGCUAUCGUUGCAGUUAUUGUGAUUAUGGCUCCAACCACAAAGCCGUGGUCCUAGAUCACGAAAAGACUCAUCUUCGGAAACGGGGGCUAACCAAUGAGGACACAGGAGUGGUUCUGAGCUAUCAGUGCGAUCAAUGUGGGAAGCAAUUUGCUCAAAGGAAUAGUGUGGCCCGACAUGUCAAGGUAGCCCAUCAAGGUAUUCGCCCAAGCUAUCCAUGUAAGGAUUGUGGGGAAAUAUUCAAACACACCGUGGCUUUGUACAACCACAAGAAGGAGAAACACGGUUUUGUGUCUACGCCCGUAAAUAGAGGCAGUCGAGCGGUUGUGGAUGAUCCCAUGGCUGGAUUGAAUUUGUAAAGGUGACGACAAGUUCUUACAUCAUCGGUCCUUCCCCAAAUGGAGGCCCAGUACAAAUAUGUAAUUCAAAAACGGAGUUAGUUCGCAAAAUGACAGAAGGAUGCCUCUUCGUCACAGUAUUUUAGAAUUCAGCUUGCAUUCGAGUUAACUUCCGAUUUCGUUUCAUUUAAACUUUUUUCUAGAGAUUAUUGUAAACAAUACCGUCUUGCUGGAUGAUGCAAUUAAUUGAAGCAACAUCACAUCAGAUUUAGGCCUUGGAACAAUGUCCAUAACAUUGAUCUCUUCCUUCUGGUUUGAUGUGGAUAUGAAUUAUGUGAAAUACAUUUUCGGAGACAAAUGUUGA
Tigriopus californicus is the source of this 2540-nucleotide messenger RNA. RefSeq names its product zinc finger protein 184-like. The transcript has a single exon. Gene Ontology annotation, molecular function: DNA-binding transcription factor activity, RNA polymerase II-specific; RNA polymerase II transcription regulatory region sequence-specific DNA binding. The coding region runs from base 194 to 2197 and encodes 667 amino acids. Gene Ontology annotation, cellular component: nucleus. The record is from RefSeq and is a predicted model, not a curated record. Gene Ontology annotation, biological process: regulation of transcription by RNA polymerase II. NCBI's taxonomy places the organism in Eukaryota, Metazoa, Arthropoda, Copepoda, Harpacticoida, Harpacticidae.